AUGACCACUUAUAGGAUCAGCAAUGAUGUGGAUGAAGACUACUGGACCCAAACCAAGGCUUAUCGCUUUGAUUUCGAUGACCAAACUCUUGUAGAGUCCAGUAGCGUAGUUGGCAGCGAAUCAAGUGAGGCCACCAUCGAUGAAGUGUUAGGUCUAAGUGGAAGUGCUUCAAGUGGUGCACGUGUGGCCCAGAGUUUAGAUGAAGGACUGGCCGAAAGUGUGGUCUCCGCGCAGAUCGACGAGUGCUUACAACACAUGAAAAGCCAAGAGACAAGUGUUGGGAGCAAACGGUCGCCACAACAUGUCAUCAAUUCGUUGUCCAAAGGGAUUGACAUUGAUUUGCAUGAAUAUAAAGGCAAAGAAGACAAACUGGAACUCUUGGACACAGCGCUGCACACAAACGAAGGCAAUGCCAUCAUUAGUGUGGUAUUGCAUCUCAAGAGGACAACGAAGGACUCGAUAUUUAAUUAUGAGUUAAGCCGCAGGAGUUUAGCCGCAGAUCACUAUCUCUUUUAUUUGCGGCAAAACAAAAGAAUGACUGAAUUGGUGGACACACUGUCGAUGUUGGGCCGCCACGAAGAAGCGGCUAUCACUGCAUACUCUCAGGCCAUCGCCUGUCGAGACAUUGACACAAAAGUGCAUAAUUUGAAGAGUUGUUUGCGAAACCAUUUCACAAGUGGAGGCAAUGAUUGUAUUUUUUGGAAUAACUAUAUUUCAGAGCAGAUCUCACUUCUGGAGCUACAGUUGCCCAUUGAGAGUGACGACCGGCGACAGGAACGGGAGGGACACAACCAACUCUUCACACAAACCCAGAGAACGCCUUUAAUUGAUUUACCAGUCCUUUCCACACUAUACUAUUGCUGUCUAUUUCACUACUGUUUGUCUGAAAAUCAUUUGGCGAGUCCUAAAGCUAUUUGCAAAGCCUUUUACUUAAGUGAUCAACAAUUUGUUUGGACCGCUCUCUCAGCUUUGGCUCAAACUCGCCAAUGGCUUCAAAUCGAUACUCUCUUUGAAUACAAAUCAUGGUUAGGUAACAAACGCCUCAAAUGUUGUAUUGGGUUCGACAAAGUGGUGUUAUUAUUACACAGAAAUGGGGCCCCACUGGAGGUGUUGAACAAAUAUCUACAGACUAUCGAUAACUUGGACACUAAAUUCAAUUUAGCCAAAGAGAUGAAGCAUUUGGAAUUAGCGAUUGAUCAAGAGAUCGGAAAAAAUUAG
Oppiella nova is the source of this 1218-nucleotide messenger RNA. The record is from the annotation of a GenBank genome assembly. Lineage: Eukaryota; Metazoa; Arthropoda; Arachnida; Sarcoptiformes; Oppiidae.